This is a messenger RNA of Klebsormidium nitens, 2094 nucleotides long. The record is from the annotation of a GenBank genome assembly. NCBI's taxonomy places the organism in Eukaryota, Viridiplantae, Streptophyta, Klebsormidiophyceae, Klebsormidiales, Klebsormidiaceae.
CAGCAGGAACCGGUUGAUUUCAACUCCUCCUAUACAGUGUCUGCUCAUCCUGAAAAGGGCUGUCGCUUUCACAUGCCGGCAAACUUCUGAAGCUGACGUUUAUGUCCUCUGAUCAGGACACUUCCGAGUAGCGAAGGCCCCGUCAUCAAUGACUAGCAUGGAGUAUGAAGUCAUUGUGGUGGGCGGAGGACUGUCUGGGCUUGCCGCCGCUGACAAGCUCAGCAAACAAGGCCUCAAAGUCCUGGUUCUGGAGGCGUCUGAUCGCUUCGGGGGGCGCACAUUGACUGUCAGAAGCGAAGACGGGGGAGCGCACGACCUGGGCGGUCGUUGGCUCGCACCUUCUCAGCAUUUGAUGCACGCGCUGUGUGCAGAGUUGGGGAUCAGCGUGAGAAAGCAGCACACGGGGGGCUAUGCGAUCAUGCACCCCGGGGGGGCUGGUUCGGUGCGCAAGUACCAUGGGACGGUGCCCCCCAUUCCGAUACUGAGUCAGCUCGAGCCUGCCAAGGACUUGCUGGAUGUCGCGGUGAGGAUGGUGUGGGGCUGCGAAUGCCGGGACAUCUCUCUGCUUUUUGCGUUGCAUUAUUCAAAUGUUGCGGGGGGGUUCGCUCAGCUUGUGGACGCGGAGGGGGCGGCGCAGGAUUCGUACAUUGAAGGGGGCGCGCAGCAGCUGAGUGAGCGGCUGGCUGCGAGGGUGGCGGGACGGAAGGGCUGUGCGUGCAUUUCAGAGGCGCCUGUUUACCAGAUUGACCACGGCGGCGAGCUUGGGGGAAGCGGAGAAGAUGGUGUAAGCAGCAAAGAGCUUGGGGAGACAGGUGUCGCCGCGUCAUACGAGCGAGGGGCAAGCUCCAACGGCCCAGAGCCAAGUGAAGAAGGUGCAAGUUUGAAAGCGGGCCAGUGUGAGACAGAAUCAGGGUCUCAUUCGAGUCAUCCAGCAAGCAACAACAAUGCUUCUGAAGAACGCGGACGCAAUGGAGGAGCAAUAGUCCACAGCGCAAAGGGGGCGUUUCGGGCAAAAGCUGUGAUUGUCGCUGUCCCCCCCACAAUGAUCAUCCGGCACAUCUCCUUCUUUCCCCCCCUGCCCCUUCUCCAGGAACAGAUUGGUUCGCGCUACUUCAUGGGCUCGUACACUAAAGCAGUUGUCUGCUACCCAACGCCGUUCUGGCGGGAAAAGGGGUUCAGUGGGGAGGCCAUGGCUGCGGGGUAUUCCAGGGAGCACCCCGUGCUGAUGUCAUUUGACGUCAGCGGCGAGGGCGGGGCGUACGCAGCUCUGGCGUGCUUCAUCACAGGGGCCCUUGCGGAUGACCACGGGGGGGUGACGGAAGAGGAACAAAGAGCGGGGGUUGUACGGUCGCUAGUGCGGUUCUUUGGGGAGGAGGCGCGGGCGUUCACCGAGUUGCAUCUAAAGGUGUGGGCGGACGACCUCUGGACCAAGGGAUGCCCGGUGAACCUUGCCCCCCCUGGCGUCACGUGCAAGUAUGCCGGAGUCCUUCGAAAACCGAUCGGUUGCCUCCACUGGGCUGCGACCGAAACGUCGACUCGGUGGUUAGGCUACAUGGAAGGGGCGCUUGAAGCUGGGUAUAGAGCAGCAGGCGAAGUCGAGCAGUGGCUUAGUAAAGUUGAACCAAAGUGAUACGGCGUUGCUAGAAAUAAUAACGCAUCUAAUUGAAGUCGAGAUUCCGGUUGUGCGCGGCGCUAAGAUUGCCAGCUGUCAUCUCUGUACAGGGGGCUGCUGAACUGGAAGAGGGUACUGGCUUGCGAUGAGAGUACAAACAGCCCGGGGAGUCGGGGAUGCUUAGGAUACAUUAUAGGCUUGAAAACAUAAGUCAAAAAGAUGAUCGACAAGGUCCAUAAGAUUGUACAGCCUGAGACGAUGACUGGUGACACUUGCCAAAGUAGAAAUGCGCGGAAGAGUGGCUGAUCGUUGGCGGAUCAUUGAAGGAGCCUCUGCUAUGUGCUCGCCGCUCACAAUGGGCCUUUCUUUUUGGUAGUACGUGUGUUUCUUCACUGGUUAGUCAAAAACUGCGGUCAUCCGACGUACUUAUAACCUUGUGGAUCCUCGUGUGCUCCUAGCUAAGUAUCAAGGAUAAUUGUUGG